AUGGCUUCUGAAAUAUUGUCACCAACAAGUGCAAAACAACGUCGAAUUAUGAUUAUAACCGGUGAUGAAAGUAUUAUUGAACAAAUUCAAAAUAGUGGUAAUUUAUCAUUAAUUAAAUCAGUUAUCAUUGAAUCAAAAGAUAAUGAUAAUGAAUUUCCUUAUUCAUCAUUAAGAGAAAAAAAACAAAUGUCAAAUCAGAGAAAAUCAAAACAUGAUUCAUUAACUUGUGUUGUUUGUGGCUCACUAGCAUUUGGAUAUAAUUUUGAUGCAAUUACAUGUGAAAGUUGUAAAGCAUUUUUUCGUCGCAAUGCUCUAAAAAAACUCACAACCUUACGAUGUCGACGUAAAGGUACUUGUGAGAUAACAAUCGAAACACGACGACGUUGUUCAGCAUGUCGUCUAACAAAAUGUUUUAAUAGUGGAAUGAAACGCGACCGAUUGAAAAAAGCCGACGAAAAAGCACCAAAACGGCGCAUAACAAAAGACAAUCAGACUUUCACAUUACAGCAACGUGAGAUAAAUGAUGACAAACGUCAAGUAUUAUCAUCGACAUCUUUCAAUAAUUUAUUUACAUCAAAAGAAACUAAUUUUCUUCGUCUAAAUGAUGUCACUCAACUUCAAUCACCAGCAUUAUCAGAGUCACGACGGACAUUACUUACUAAAGAGGAUUUACAUCGUGUAGAAACUAUUCAAAAUUCAUACGAACAACGUAUUGAACUCGCUGCUCGUGAUGGUCUUCCAUGGGAUCCAACUAUAUAUGCAACAACCGUUUUACAGUAUAUAAAUUCUCGUUCAGUACCAAUAAUGCGUCUUUUAACAUUUUUCAAACAGAUACCUGAAUUUAAUGAAUUAAAUGUUGAUGAUAAAGUUACGUUAAUUAAAUUUAAUCUAUUACCAUUGAUCUUGCUUAAUGGUACACUAUCAUAUAAAAGUGAAACUAAUGAAAUCAUGGAAACUGAUUCUGAUGUACCAUGGAAUUCAAGUAUAUUAGAAGAAGUUCAUGGAAAUGAAAUAUAUAUUCAAAUUAAAAAAAUCUUUAAUUCAUUUGUAUGCAUUGCACAAUAUGAUCAAAGAAUAAUUCAAUUAGCACUUAUUAUAUUUAUAUUAACAAAAGGUUUUUCAACAGAUCCUGAUAUCAAUGAACCAAUUCUUAAUGAUGGUAUGACUGUAUAUCGUGCACAAAAUUAUUAUACAGAACUAUUAUGGAAAUAUAUGGAAACAAGUCAUGGUUUUGAAAAAUCUACGUAUUUAUUUACUGAACUCGUUGGUCAUUUUAUCUCUUGGCAAACACUGGAAAAACAACUUCGACUCAACAUACGAAAAGUAUUAUCACCAAAAGACAAGAAUGAAUUAUUACCAAUAAUGAGAUCAUUAUUGCACAUAACAUAA
Rotaria sp. Silwood1 is the source of this 1389-nucleotide messenger RNA. The record is from the annotation of a GenBank genome assembly. NCBI's taxonomy places the organism in Eukaryota, Metazoa, Rotifera, Eurotatoria, Philodinida, Philodinidae.